CCUCGUUCAGUUGUUCCUCAACCUACCUACGCCGCUCCGCGCUCGACCGCCUUUGCCUGCCUUCCCAUUCCCCCCGUCUCCUCUUCCCUUCCGCCAUGGCCCAGCCCGCUUUCCUCUCCUCUCUCCGCUCCCGCCUCGGCUCCGCGCCGCCGCCCCCGCCGAACCAUCGCCUCCAGCCCAGGCGCGGCUACCACGUCGAGCUUGGGGCUCGCGAAAAAGCGCUUUUGGAGGAGGAUGUUGCUUUGAAGAGGUUCAAAUCAUACAAAAACAGUGUGAAACAGGUCUCCAAGAUCGGGAAUGCUCUCACUUUAGCUGUUGUACUUGCUUGCAGCUACGAGCUUGCUGUGUUGGCGACUAGCACAAAAUGAAGGAAAACUCAGUCAUGUGGCGGCACGGUUAUUCCGGGAAGUGAUCCAUCAGCAUGAACUGGCACUCUCUCUCUUCGUGUUUUUUUAGCCCCGUUUGUUGAUCACUCGUACCGUGUAAAAUAAAAUAAACUAGGUUAACCUUGAUUGGCAAAUAAUGUCUCUGUUUUUAUGGCCUAGUUGCAAACAAAGUGAGAGAAGCAUUCCGUGGUGAAUCGUGAAGAAUGAACGCCGCCUGCUUUGUUUA
Zea mays is the source of this 612-nucleotide messenger RNA. RefSeq lists its product as uncharacterized. Gene Ontology annotation, cellular component: respiratory chain complex II (succinate dehydrogenase). NCBI's taxonomy places the organism in Eukaryota, Viridiplantae, Streptophyta, Magnoliopsida, Poales, Poaceae. The record is from RefSeq and is marked validated.